GAAACGCCAAGCAAACUGUAAAACAAUGGAAGUGAGCUGAACGCAGCCAUCUGUCACUGCCGUUCUGCCUGAGUGCAUUUUACCGCCAACUAAUGGCUGGAUGCAGAAAUGCAGGUCGCUGUUAACUCUUCUACAGACAUUUACAGAUGUUUUAGACAUUAUAGAAUGGUGAUGGGGGGAAAAAAUAAAUACCCUGGAAAACACGGGUCUGUGAAAACGUGCAACUUUAACAUUCGUAACAUGAAUAGCCCGCCUUCUGUACUAAUUGACUAACAAAUGAGACCGAUGUUUGUAAGCAGUUCUGAAUAUUCUCCACCUUCAUAAUAGAAGCAGCAGUACCAAGUGUACCUGGAAAUGUAUCCUGUAAUCCUUUUAUUCCAUUAAUUUACUGUAUGUGCUGUUCGUUGUUCAAUCUACACUGGCUGUCUUAAGGAAUGAUGAGGUACAUUUUAAAGAGAUGGGCAAGAAGGGCUAACUUUCAUCUUUUCCACUGUAGAUCUGCCCCUGGUGGAGUCAGUCGUAGUAGACCCUUGAUGCCUCUCCCCGGGGAAGGGUAACUGCAGGAUGUCCCACGGAAAUGACUCCUGCAUGAAGGGGCAGGAGAGAGUUGGAUAUGUAUCCUGCCUCGUCCAGCUGUGGGAGGACUGGGUUGCGCUGCGGGGUCUCGAGGACUACCUCAGCUACCUCGAUUACCUGGUGUGGGUGUUCAGCCCCCUGGCCAUCGUCUUCAUCCUGCCCUUUUUCAUCUUGCUCUUCCUCUACCUCUCCAUACUCUUUCUUCACGUGUACAAGCGCAAGAAUGAGCUGAAGGAAGCCUACUCCAACAACUUGUGGGACUGUGCGAGAAAAACGCUGGCCACGCUUUGGGAUGGACACGCGACCAUAUGGCAUGGUUACGAAAUCCAUGGCUUGGAGAAGAUUCCUGACAAAGGACCUGCCCUCAUAGUGUAUUACCACGGUGCAAUUCCCAUAGACUACUACUACUUCCUGGCCAACGUCAUCAUCCAGAAGGGCCGAACGUGUCACUCUGUGGCUGAUCACAUCCUUUUCAAGAUCCCAGGCUUCAAGCUCCUGCUGGAGGUGUUCAGCGUGAUGCAUGGACCCCAGGAAGAGUGCGUGAAGGCCCUGCGCAGCGGUCAUCUCCUGGCCAUCUCCCCGGGGGGUGUUCGCGAGGCCCUGUUCAGCGACGAGACCUACCCGCUGCUGUGGGGCAAACGUCAGGGCUUUGCCCAGGUGGCUAUCGAUUCCAAAGUGCCCAUAAUUCCUAUGUUUACACAAAAUGUUCGGGAAGGGUUUCGAUCCCUUGGAACACUAAGGCUUUUCCGCUGGAUCUACGAACGGUUUCGAUUGCCAAUAGCGCCUGUAUAUGGAGGCUUUCCGGUGAAGUUUCGUACCUUCCUGGGAGAUCCCAUUCCCUAUGAGCCUAACGUAACUGCAGCCGAGUUGGCACAGAAGGCACAGCAAGCAGUUCAAAGUCUUAUUGACAGACACCAGAAAAUCCCUGGCAACGUUCUUGCGGCCUUGCUGGAGCGAUUCCACAGAAGAUACAAAGACGAAUGACUUCUGUCUCUGUGCAGUAAAAACAAGGUGUAAUUCAUACUACGCUUGUUCCGAGUGGGUUCAGUUAUAGUGCAAUCACACUGUAUAAUCAAACCUCUAACCAUCAUAGUGGAUAAAGCAAUAUUUUGGCAGUCAUCUGACUUUCAUGGUUUGUGUGUAUGUGCACGAAAAGGUCUCCGCUGUGGAGCAUCCCGGGUACUCUUGUCUGUAAUCGCAAAUGUUGUACUUUAAAUACACAGAUGAUGACUUUAAAUCAAUGUGAUUUGCUGCAGCCUGUUCAAAGGCAUCUUAGAUGCUAGAUUUAGAAAUGCAGCAUAGAUAGAAGUGUAUGUAUGUGUGAAAGUGAGUGUUUGGGUCACUGAUCCUUGUACUGUUUUAUACUCCCUGAUUCAGUCUGUGUGGUGAGGCUGAAUGCCUACAGAGUUCUGGUCACUCGGACCUGUGUGGCUCUGGAGAAGGUCCUGUUGCCAAGGCGCCAGGGUACCAGAGCAUCAGAGUCUUUGCUCUAGUGUGGUCAUUCCAAGUGCCUAGUGAGAAUGUGGGCACUGUUUUCAAAGACCCCCACCCCCCCCCCUCAAAUUUUACACUGAUCUAAAUCAGAGGCCCUCUUGGCUGGACGAACACGGUUUUUUAAACUAUGGAACCAGUUCAUUUAAAAAGCAACACUGCCAAUCGUUGUUUCGUUAUCAGCGCAAUGUACACCUCUAUCGAAAUACACCACUCUUUUUAGCAUGAAGUGACUGAUUAAGUAAUGGAAAAAAAAAAAAGGGAAAGUUUUGAGAAAAAUCCCUCCGAGUAGCUGAAUUUUUGGGAUUAUACUAUUAAAUGUGCGGUUUAACUGAUACUGUCGGAAUUUUAAACUGCUUUUUAAAAUUUUUAUACAUGCACUUUUCGAAUAACGUUUGCACUGCAAAGUUCCCUACUGAGGACAUCUAUGGAUGCUGAUACGGCACGUCUUCGAGAGGAAGGAGGGAAGAUGUGAGGAGAUUAUACCUGCUGGAGAGGUGAUUUUAGAAAAGCCAGGUGCUACGUGCGACCUCCAGCAAUAGUCCCGCGUUUCAAGCUUUGUACCCGAAUGAGGUAGUCCGUGGCAUCCUAAUUCGAGAUUUCCGAGGCUCCGUUGAAAACGCUGCGGGCUUUAAGGUGUGGUACGGUGCCUUGUUAAGGGGUGCGAAUCAGGGUGAAAUGGUUACGUUACCCUAAGGGGAUCCGACGAACGACACCGAGCACUGCUGGGUUAACGUAAGUGCAAUAACUGGUACAUCAUUUACCAUGAGUGCAUUCUGGGUAAAUAUGACAUUUUUCUUUACAUUCUCUAUUAUCGCUGUUAUAUUUUAGCAUAACACCCUUUUAGAACUUAAUUUCUUUUUUUAACCAUUCUUUUCUAAUGAAGCACAUUGAACUGUACGUGAUGUGGAAAUCAGUUUUUCAAUUCAGGAUGAGGAGUAUAACUGGAAUUAGGUUUUUUCCUCUACCAACCACUUAAUUCUGAAGACAACUGAGUGCAGCCUGUGGUUUGUGUUUAUUUUGGGUGCAUACAAUUAGGCCCUUUUGUUUUUAUUGGAAAUGCAAUAUGCUGUCUUAGUCAUCUGCUGAAUCUGCUUUGCUAUGUGUUUAUUGAUGAUUAUCAUCAUUUUUUUUUUGUUGGGGAAAAAGUGAUUUUUACUGUGUUUGUGUUUUGAAGUAGCAGCCCAAAGAAAAUAAAAUGAAGGUUCAGGGAUGUCAGGCUUUCUGUCCCAUCAUAAAUGUGAAUUUUAAAAUCUUCAUGCAGAAAAUGUUUCUAUAUAUGUAUUUACUGGUAUGUGUAUCACCGGAAAGUUUAAUGGCUGUUUGUCUGAUUCUUUAAACCUACUUGAAAUUCCAGUUGUAUUUAGAGUUCAUAAGAAAUGUUUCUGCAGCACCAUUAAAAUGUCAGUUGAAUAUUUUUGUGGCACUUGGUAAUGUACCUUGUAAAUAUUUUUCUGUUCUUGCCUUUGUCUGGAUUUGAGUAAAAAGCAUCACAGUAUCUCUCUCACACACACACACACACACACACACACACACGCACACGCACGCUCUUUGCUGUUAUCAGUUUAUCCUGUUAAGUCCCAACGUUGAGCUUUCCUUCAUAUUUAUGCAUUUAUCUAUCUCCCUUUUUAAACAUUUGUAUUUACUAAUGGGUCUGUUGCAGUUUUUUUUUUAAGGUACUUAUGUUGUUCCUGCAUUACAUAUUUAGUAUAUUGCAUUUAUUUUUGUAUUUCUUCUUGCUCAGUGUUAUCUGCCAAACGCAACUAAAUAUGCUACUGCCAAACGUGGGACGAACGCCUUUCAGUUUUGAUGGUAAUGUAUGUGCUCCAUCAUUUACCCCAUGUUU
Messenger RNA from Scleropages formosus (Asian bonytongue), 3913 nucleotides. Its product is annotated as transmembrane protein 68-like. Gene Ontology annotation, cellular component: membrane. The record is from RefSeq and is a predicted model, not a curated record. The coding region runs from base 565 to 1560 and encodes 331 amino acids. NCBI's taxonomy places the organism in Eukaryota, Metazoa, Chordata, Actinopteri, Osteoglossiformes, Osteoglossidae. The transcript is spliced from 6 exons. Gene Ontology annotation, molecular function: acyltransferase activity.